Molecule: messenger RNA, 6769 nt
Organism: Spodoptera frugiperda (fall armyworm)
Lineage: Eukaryota; Metazoa; Arthropoda; Insecta; Lepidoptera; Noctuidae
Product: synaptogenesis protein syg-2
Exons: 17
Coding region: 405-2879 (824 amino acids)
Molecular function (GO): protein binding
Source: RefSeq, a predicted model, not a curated record
GUAAUUGGCCGCACGCCGUCCAGUUUAAACCGGUACCAACUGGUUUUUGCUCCCUAUUUUGGCAUUUCGCGCGCGCGUGACGAACUGUCAACGAUACGUUAAAAAGUGUAAUACACCCUGUAUAUAAAUUAUGACUAAGUACGGAAUAAAUUAUUUAAUUUUAGUGAGUGUUUCAUGAACUUUGAAGUUUGUUUCUUAAUAGUUGUAACUUAAUAAUGUUGUAUGUAAGAGUUUCUUUAAAAACUUUGUAAAUAUAUAAGUGUGUAAUGUAAGUGAUUUAUUUCUAUAUGGAUUUAAAAACUGGAGAACACAUAAACGUGGUGGUAUAAACGAAAAUUUCAUUCUAAAUGUAACUGAAGAUUUUGUGAGGUGUUGGAAUAUUCGUGCAGUGUAGAAAAUGUAAAAUGGAGUGUAUUCCUCGAGCGAGCCCUGCUCGCCUGCUGUCCCUGUGGACUCUGCUGCUCGGAUGCUGUAAUAUUGCAGGUCUCCGGCCGACGCCGAGUGUGAUGGCGGAGUCUCUAGACAUAGUGAAAGUGUCAGCGGUGGCGGGCGGCGACGCGACACUGCCGUGUGACACUCGCUCGACACAGGCCUCAGAUGUGUUGUUGCUUGUCGUCUGGUAUAAGAACGAUGUGCCGUUGUAUAGUUACGAUGGCCGUAUAAAGGGGCCGACGGCUCACUGGGCGGACGAUGUGUUGGGUGGUCGGGCGCGGUGGCACGCCGCCACGCCGUCAUCGCUGAGGAUACGUGACGUCAUACCCACUGACCGCGCCAUGUACCGCUGCAGGGUCGACUUCAAAAUAUCGCCGACAAGAAACCAUAAGAUCCUUUUGGAUGUUAUCGAACUACCAGAGAAGCCGAAGAUUUUUGAUGAAUUCGAUAAAGAAGUGGUCGGUGUGGCCGGCCCUUACAUAGAAGACACUAGUUUGAAGCUCACCUGCGUUGUAAGUGGAGGUAAACCAAUGCCUCGUAUUCGUUGGUGGCGUGAUGACAAGGUGAUAGCCACCCUGGCUCCUGUAGAUGACGAGUCCCGGCUCAGUCUGCUAGAGCUGAGGAUACCGAAGCUGUCGAGGGACUACUUCGAGGCUGUAUACACUUGUACUGCUGACAAUACAGUGCUGGUGCCUCCUCUAAGGGUCAAUGUGCAGAUUCAGCUUUAUCUGCGGCCUCUGUUUGUGGAGAUCCUGGCGCGGGAGCAGCCGCUCUCCGUGGGCCAGGCAGCUGAGCUGGCCUGCAAGGCCGUUGGAGCUCGACCGCCUGCCAUCAUCACCUGGUGGAUGGAUGAUAGGCAGAUGUCUGUAGCGGCGAUACAGAAGAACUCUGACGACAAGAACGAGACGAUAUCGUUCCUCCGGUGGACUCCUCGCAUGGAUCAAGAUGGCCGCACACUGACGUGCCGGGCGGCCCACGUCAAACUGGAGCACACCACUAUAGAAACCAGCAUCACACUCAAUUUACAUUAUGUCCCCAUAGUGACAUUGGAACUCGGUUCGAAAAUGAACCCUAACGACAUUGAGGAAGGCGAUGACGUGUACUUCGAGUGCAUGGUGCGGUCCAACCCACCGGCUUAUAAAGUGGUGUGGGAACAUAAUGGUCAGAUAAUGACACACAACCAACGAGCUGGAGUGAUCGCCGGCUCAGCAAACUUAGCUCUACAAGGAGUAAAUAGAAGUCAAGCAGGAAACUACGCCUGCACAGCAUCCAAUGUAGAAGGAGAUGGAAAGUCUCAGCCUGUCAAACUACAAGUUAUUUAUAAGCCGGUGUGUGUAGCAACAUCAAUAGCCAUAGUUGGUGCCGCGAUCAAUGAACCGACCAAAGUAACGUGCGAAGUGGACGCCUUCCCUCCUCCCAAGAACUUCCAGUGGACCCUCAAUAAUUCCAUGGGAACUUCGGAAAUUGAACCUGAAAAAUAUAUCCUAAAUGGAGUCGGAAAAUCAGUCCUCUUCUACACUCCAUCAUCAGAGAAAGACUAUGGGUCCUUGGCCUGCAGGGCUACCAACUUGGCAGGUCAGCAGGUGGAACCAUGUCGAUACUCCUUGCUGCCAGCAGUCAGACCAGACCCAUUAGCCAACUGCUCUGCUGUGAACCUCACUGACGAUUCAGCUGAAAUUAGAUGUGUCGCUGGUUACGAUGGAGGUCUUCUAACCUCAUAUUACGUGGAAGUAUGGGAAUCUAAGAAUUUAGUAGCAAAUGUGUCGACCGCACAACCAGCGUGGAUACUGCGAGGUCUCGGGUCAGGGAAGAGCUUGAGGCUCGUGUUCUUCGCUGCCAACGCCCGAGGAAGGUCAGAGACUGUCAUGAUGAGGAUCAGCACCCUGGCGAGACUUGCUUUACAUACAGAAGCAAAAUCUGGCAAAGCAGUUGGUGUUGACGCUAGUUGGGCAUUGGGAGUAAUCGCCGGUAUUGCUGGGACACUUGUGGUGAUUGUGGUGAUUGCUCUUCUGGCUAGGAGAAGACAGCAUCAACCAAUGCAGUAUGAAGCUCCUAUGCAGACGGUGAAGGCGUACAAAGGCGCGAUACAAAGCACCAACCAUUCUCCGGUUCAGCCUGACGAUAAAAAUCCUGAUGUGGUGCCGCUGGGUAAAGGUAAUAUAGAUUUCAACAGUGCGCGGGACUUAGAGCGGCCCCCUGAGCCCCCACCUUAUGGGACAGUGAUGUCUCCUCCCGUGGGGUCUUCACGUAGUUCGAACAGUUUACACCAUCACGACAUGCGGCCUGUCACACCGCACACACCGAUCACACCUGCGUCUGAUGCCCAUAGCAUCGGGACACUGGCAGAGGAUCGUCGUAGUGUGACGAGCGGGACAUUCUCCAGACGGAGAGAAGUUGUUACAACCAGAACUCCUUUGCUAGCAAACGCGAGGGAAAGUUGUGUCUAGGCUGAAUCAUAGGAAAUAAAUACUUUGAGUCAAAGGGAUCAUGUUGCGCAUUUAUUUUCUAGAAUAUUUUUUACUAUCUAGAGAUGGGUCUGUGAUACGUCUUAAUGUUGUUUUAGAAUAUUAUUUGAGUUUAAUUUCUUACCUGGUUUCAUUAUUGGUGUAUUUUUUGUAGAUACUGAAUCGUUUCCAGUUUUUCUUACGCAAGAUAUUGAAAAAAUAUUCGGAAUUAAGUUUCGGUAUUCAAUUUUGUUAUUUUAAUACGUAACGGUUAUGUUUUAGUACUGUUCUAGAAUAAUAGACGAUUUUAUCGUUUCGAUAUAUUUCUCGAAUAUAUGCGAUUGAUAUUUUUGUACAUACAUCGAAGUAAAUUAUGAAAGACUGUUUCAACACGCUCCCUUUGACACAAAAACAUGUAAAUUAAACAAAAUGUUCGUUUUAUAGUCAAUAUUCACUUUGAAAAAGAGAUAUAUCUAUCUAAAAGUACAUAUAUGUAAGUGUAAUUAAAUGUUCUGAAAACUGCAAUUAUUCUGUAAUAGGUUAUGUAUAUUACUACUGAUGGUAUACAAAUAAUGUAUAUAACAUAUCACGAUAUGUUUUAUUCUUUUUUAAGGCUGUGUAAAUAAGGUUCAAUUUGGCUUGAACAAAGUAAAUAAUUAGGAUUGUGUUUAAAUAUUCAGGCGUAGAAGAACAUUUACAUUUCUCGUAAUAAAUCAUCAGUUUUCAAUUAUAAUUCGUACCUAAGUAUUUAUAUACAAAAAGGCCAAAUCUAAAUUUAAACUGUAUAAUAACAUUUUUCCAAGAAUCAAUUUAAUAAUGAGAUAAAAAUAAUAAGUAGAAGUUGCUUUUAGAUAUUUUUAUUCCAUUUUAAAUAUUUACUUUGUUAUAAUUAAGUACUACCCACGGCAAAGAAAAAAAAUACUCUCAGCUACAAUUUCGGAAAUAUAUAUAACCUCCCACGAUAUAUAUUGUGGAGGUUACGUGCUUAAACUAAUUAAAAUUUAUAUCGAAAUGAAAGUUUACUUCAAUUUCAAAUUUGUUAACAUAGAAAUGUUAACUAAUAGAUUUUAGUCACGGUAGGCUGAAGGUUUAAGAUACCAUUUUUCAUGCAUGAGGGUGCCGGUUCGAAAUCUACCAACGGCAUGUACCAAUGUGACUUUUUCCGAGUUAUAUGUACUUUCUAAGAUUAUUUAGACACUGAAAAACGGUAAAGGAAAACAUCUUGAGGAAACCUGGGCUUAUAAUUUCUGAUUAAAAGUUAAAAAUUGCCCGCAUGGAGAAAGCUUGGUGAAUAAUGGUCAAACCUUCUCCGUGUGAGAAGAGGCUUUGGUCAGCAGUGGUCAUUAAUAGGCUGUUUCCAUUAAUGGUGAUACUUUUUAUUAGCAAUUAUAAAAUAAAAUUAUAAAAUACGAUAAAACUAUCUGGAAUUUGAUAUUAGAAAUGGGCGUGAAAAGUAAGUACAUAAAAACUUAUUUACUUUUAGUUUUAUUUUUAGAAUUGUGUCCCUUUCGCCUUACCAUUUAUAGUAAGAUUGUCUUGUCAAAAGCAGAGGUACUCGUACAUGGUACUUAAAAGGAAUAAAACAUUUCGUCGAAGAUUAGUAAAUUUAAAAAGAAAUCUGUUUACACCCCACAUUGUGCAUGUGUUCAUUAUAUUGUUUCUGUUUCCCCUAAAACUAAGUGUCCUUCUUAAAGUAUAUGUAGUUUCAAUUUCAUUUGACGAACAUUCACACAAGUAAAUGUUCCUUGUCGUAAUUUAGUAUCGAUUUUGUUAAACAGAAAUUAUAUUAGAAUAUUUAUAUUUCUUAAAUAAUUAUUAUAAUAAUGUUAUUUUAAUAUAGACAAAAUACCACAUUCCUUUCUGUAUAUUAUUACAUUUUUGUAGCAAAUUUUAUAAAUGAAAUAUUUUUGUCCAUAAAGUUUCAAAUUGUAAAUAUAUUUUAUACUUUCUGAAACUGGCUCAAUAAUGUUAUAAUUAUAUUAAAAUAUCAUAAAUUAUAAAAUGUUGGUAAAGUUACAAUUGUUUACGAAUAUGAGGUUUGUAUUAAUUUUGUAUUAAAUCACCGUGUUAAAGGAAUUUAUAUAGUUUUGAAUGGAAUGUAGACAAUAAAACAUGUUAUUAAAAUAGUUUUAUUAUUUUAAAUGUUUAUUCAAAUAUAACGGAGGAAAUAAUAGCUACAGGUAAUAUUAAAAAUAAAUAUACUUUUGUUAGAGAGAAUAAAAUACAUUAUAUAUUAUAAUUUAUAUAUAUAUAUAUAUAUAAAUACAAAUAAAUAUUCUAAACUUAUAAAUACGUUCCGUAUAUUAAACUGGAUGAUCAUAUAAGUACAUUCGGUUCGGGUACGUGGAAUCUGAGUAAAUGUACACAAGUUAUGGCCUAUCCGACCCUCUUAAGGAUUCUUAAUCAUAUUUCCUUGAGGAAGUUUUUCCGUGUCGUCGACACUCGGAAUAUGGAAUGUAAAUACCUCUAAGGAUACAACAUAUAGAGAAGUAUUUCCUCCCAACUACGUGACUAUUCUGUUUACUCACGCGUUAUUCUGUAUUAAAGAUCUUUUUUUUUUUUAAGUAAAUGAAAUGUAUUUUUUUUUAUUUGACCGUUAAUGUUAUGUAUAAUUUACCUUUUUAAUUAUGUACAGUAUGUUAUUUUUGUUGGUUUAUAGUAACUUAUUUAAAAAUUGAUAUCAGUAUAUUUUCGGAAUAUAUUGUCACCUCGUUUCGUUAUAUAAAACAAACAAUCAUUUCUCCUCAAUAUAUAUUUACAUUGUACGUCACAAUUUGAAUGUAAUUAGAUUAUAAGUAAAUUAUUAUAAUUGAACUUUGAAUUUCUAUAAAUAAAAUUAAUUAAAUGAAUACACUGUGAUGCUAUAAAAUUUAUAACUCUCUAAAUUAUGAAUUACAUUCAUAAUUUUUGUAUAAGUGUAAAUAAUUAAAAUAAUAAUUACGAAGGUGUUUUCGGUUUUAGGGUAAAAUUAAAAAACCCUGAUGAAAUACUAUAGAAAAAUUUGUGUAUUGUAAAUAGUACUAACUUAUAUGUGAAGGAAUAUUAUAAAUAUAAAAAAUGAAUGUUAAUCGAUUCCGCUAAUUUAUUUGCAUUAUUAUUUUAAUUUGUUAAUCAUUUCUACUUUCUUCUUAUUAUUCUUAUUUAUAAAAGAAAAUGUGAAAAAUCUUUACAAUCGGAAACAAUUACUAUACAUUUCAUAAUACGCAUUAUACGUUUUGUAUACUACCAAACAUGAUGUAUAAAUUAAAUUAUACUUCAUUUAAUGGGUAUAGUAAAAUGUUUCUGGUUGUAUCAAUGUUAUAUAAUUUAAGGAAACGUUUUAAUAGACUGCAAUAGUAAAAAACGCAUCCAAAUUAUGAUAAAAUUAAAACUAUAUUGUUAUUGUAAUUAAAAUAUUUAUUUAAUAACUUUAAGCUAUUUAGUUAAUAGCUCUCAUCUUGAAAUAAUAUAAAAAAGAAAAUUCAAUUCAAAAUGAAAGUUGUAUAAAAUAUAAAUGUUAAUAGCUUUUUCGUUUCCUGACAGUAUAAUGUAGUUACGAAGUACAUCACUUACAGGCUGACGACAUAAAGUGCAUUCCUAUUCAUAUAUAUACAUAUAUAGGGAGGUGGAAACUUCACGUGAAUUCUUCUCUCGAAAUUUUAUUCGAGUAAUAAAAUUCAGUCAGAACGCCAUUUAUAAAAUGUAUUGCAGACUAUUAAAACUGUUUCCAAUGUAUGUUACUUUAUGUAUUUUGGUAUAAAUUAUAUUUAUACUUUAUAAGUUACUCAAAAUGUCUAUUUAAGUUUGAUAUAAAUUGUAUAAUUUCGGUAAUUUUUCAAAGACUUCUUGACAUAUCGUAAUUAUUAAGAUAUGUGUAAUACUUCUUGGAAUAAAUUUGCUUAUCGGCAAAUCUA